Messenger RNA from Laccaria bicolor S238N-H82, 1290 nucleotides. RefSeq lists its product as uncharacterized. The coding region runs from base 1 to 1290 and encodes 429 amino acids. The record is from RefSeq and is a predicted model, not a curated record. The transcript is spliced from 2 exons. Lineage: Eukaryota; Fungi; Basidiomycota; Agaricomycetes; Agaricales; Hydnangiaceae.
AUGGUUGGAUUUGCUGAACUACCAAAGUCCACUCAUUCUUAUCUCCCACCUCCAACUCAUCGUCAGUUCUUCCUUGCCAAAUUUUCUUCAAUGAGCAAACCCACCAGUUCCUUCCUUGUUAUUCCCCCUGCAUGGCUUAAGGAGCCGCUUCUGACGCAAGCAAACACAUCAAGUAUUGUUCCCCAAAUUAUCAAGGUGGUUGAGGCUCUUUGGGAUUGGUACCACACCAAGUACCCCAAAGCGGAUGAGGAUGAGAGGAAUGGUCAGGAGGAGUCCUUGUGUAAAAUUAUUGUCACGUAUCUACGAGCCAUACAUGUCCUUCAACGCUCAGAGGACAUUGAUAUGCCUGCAAUCAUGGAACAUGUUUGCAUGGAAAUCGUGGAUACCAAUGCGAGGCAGUUUGCAUGGGAGGUACUGGAUGAGCCAGAGCCAGAGCAGGAGGAUGAGAUGGAGGAGAUCGAUGCUCUCUUGAUGAGCUGGGAGCCACCUGAGCCAUCUAGAGAUAAGGGAAAGGCCAAAGCGACUGUCGACGUUGUCAAAGCAGAGCGAAGUUCAGAGUCAGGGAAGAUGAAGGGAGAGGGAAGUUCGGAGUUGGGGAAGAAGGGUCGAAGUUGGGGACAGAAACGAAAGGAAGAAGAGGUGAUGGAGAAUCCAGAGGAGGCCAUGAACACGCAGGGGAAGAAGGCGAGGAUGCAAAGUGGAGGAAGUGGAGGAAGCACUGCAGGACAUGCUCCAACUCAGGACAAUGGGGACGACGACUACGACUUCACAGCAAUGGGUGCCAAAGUCACUCCCACAGUACCCCACUGCAAUCCUCCCUGUGAUCAAUGUGUCAGGUGGGGAGACCAGUGCACAGCGGAGAUGGGCAUUCGAGGGCAGGCAUGCGAUGCCUGUCAUGCAAAGAAGAGUGGCUGCAGUAAUGUGAGCACAGGCUGCUUCAAAGUCAACACCCUUAUCUCUGAUCCCCCUCCCAUGGAGGCAGCAGCUCCAUCCAAAAACAAAUCAGCAGGGGGAACUUCCAAACCACAGGGCAUGGGAAAGCCGAAGGUCAAGGUGAACGAAGUUGCGGGAAAGGUGAAGGCAACCAAGGCCAGGGGAAGUUCAAAGGCGAAGGCAAUCAAGGCUGGGGGAAGUUCAAAGCCAAAGGUGACAGCGGCUGGGGGAAGUUCCAAGCCCCCCCCACAAGCAGCCUUUGUCCUGGUUCCCGAGCACCAAACCACCGUCUAUGCACUAGUGGUAUACAAUCUUAUGAUAAAAACCAGACACAUGCCUGGAAGGCGAUGUGUAUAA